Penicillium canariense is the source of this 1059-nucleotide messenger RNA. Its product is annotated as putative mitochondrial carrier protein. The transcript has 6 exons. Gene Ontology annotation, molecular function: transmembrane transporter activity. Bases 1 to 1059 code for a protein of 352 amino acids. Gene Ontology annotation, biological process: transmembrane transport. The record is from RefSeq and is a predicted model, not a curated record. Lineage: Eukaryota; Fungi; Ascomycota; Eurotiomycetes; Eurotiales; Aspergillaceae.
AUGACUAUUGGCCGACGUUCUGAACAUGCUCCCUUCUCUCCGGCUUCCAACCCGACACCUACAUCCGCCAUCAUGCCGACCGAAAAUACCUGGAUCAUGGAUGAUUCAACCCGCAACAAACUCUUGAAAAAAUAUAAGACCCAGGUGGCUUCGGCGACGUCGAGCGUCUGCGCGACUCUUGCGGUGACUCCUCUAGAAAAUGUCAAAACCCGCAUGCAAACCCACAACUUCAAGAACAUCUUUCAGUGUGUUCGUUAUCUGUGGCGGACGGAAGGCCCGCGUGGAUACGUGGCUGGUGCCCUUCCUCCGCUAGCGAGUGUGACUGCCGUCCGGGUGGUGAAUUUCACUACCUAUAAUCACGCCAAACAUGUCAUUUCCGACUCCUUCGAGCGUUUCACAGGCGUAUCUCCGCUGGAUGAAUACAACAAACCCGGCAGCACCCCCACCGUGACUGGUCUUUUGACCUUUACAACUGCUGGUCUCUUAGCCGGUCUGGUGGCAUCGCCUCUGGCUUGCCCCUUUGAGCUCGCCAAGAACGUUGUUCAGACUUCUGUUCUGGUGUCCAACAGAGCUCAAGCCGCUCCGGACGCAGCCCGUGACCCUUCGCUGCGUAGCAAGCCGCGAUUGGGAACCAUCGAGGCUAUCCAGCAGAUCGUCAAGCGCCACGGGUUCCGCGGCUUGUACACUGGGUUCCGCCUCCAUGCCAUGCGUGACACGGUGGGGUCGGCACUGUAUUUCAGUGUCUAUGAAACUGUGAAGCAGGUUGCUGCCAAGGAGCUCGGGUCCGACAAGUCCCCGUUCGGAGCACCCAUGAUCGCGGGUGCCAUCUGCAGCACUGUUCCGUGGUUUUGCACUUAUCCACUGGACACACGCAAGACACGCGCGCAGAGUGUUCUGCUCGGCAAGACCAAGGAGAUCGGCGAGGCCUCCGCUGCCGUUGCCAAAUCCAGCAUGUACAAAGGCAUUUCCAUCAUUCUCAUCCGGACCGGCGUCAACAACAUGAUUCUUCUCAGUCUUUUUGAAUACAUCAAAUCGCGCAUCAAUGAGCUUCCUGCCUGA